This is a messenger RNA of Lymnaea stagnalis (great pond snail), 15475 nucleotides long. Lineage: Eukaryota; Metazoa; Mollusca; Gastropoda; Lymnaeidae. The record is from the annotation of a GenBank genome assembly.
GAAGAAAUCGAGGUGCUAGAAGGCCCAGAGGUUGAAAUCGUAGGCUCUAGCGAGUCUGGCGAAGAAGAAGGGGAGUUUGAUAUGGAUUCUAAUAAAAGUGAUUCUGACACUAUUGGGCUUGAAGUGACUCGCAAUUCAAAGCAAGAAGCGCCUAAAGUAAUGUGUCACCCGGGAACAGAACCUGAUAAUAAAUAUUAUGAAGUUGAAGCAAUCAUAGCCGGCCCAAAAAAACGCAGGGAGCAUCUCGUAAGCUUUGUGUUGUUUUUGUCGACUGUUUCACCGUCCGUAUAAGGCCGUAUUAGUGUUAACUUCAAAUUUUCGUUUGACUUAAGUUGUCAUUUUUGCGUUAGAAGUCAUAAUAAGAUUGAAUAAUAUAGACUAAUCAUUAGAAAGAUUAAUUAAUUUUCAUCGAAUAAGUAUGAUGAUCGAAAGCAAAUGCAAUAAUUAACCAAGACCAAAGCUCUGUUCACACUACACUCACACUAGUGGAAAUGUUAUUUUACCACACUAGUGACUAGGUCCAAUGUGAUACGAUAGUGAAUGCACAAUACGACAUGCAUUAUUUACUAACUUAUUAACUUGGACUUGGAAAUGAUUAUGAUUAUGGCUUUGGAAAUGAUUAUGGCUAGGCUAGACCUACCUUUAUCAAUUAAUUUUAAAGGCAUUUUGGCAUGAUUUGCUAUUGACAAGUGAACUGUAAUUGCAAAUUUGCAAGGCCUUUACUAUCCCUGUACUGGUUAUCUAUUCUAAAUCUAUAUAUUUUAUACUAUUACUACUAUUAGAAAGCUGUAGUAUAGAUUCUAGUUCUAAAAAAUGCUUCAAGUCUAUAGUUCUAUAAAUGGGCAAGUAUUUAGUAUAUGCUGCUGCUAUAUAUUGGUAGUAAAAUUACUACCAAUAGCUUCUAGUGAGCUAUUUGUAGUAAAGUAACUUCCUUUUAAAAAAACUACCAAUCGGUAAUAGAUUUAUGUAGUGCAGUAUUUACUAAGUCUAAGUAUUGGUAGUAACUAUUUUAAAAAAAAUUUAUCACUGAUAUCACUCUUAAGUAUGUAUCGUGCCAAAAAAACGUGUGCUGACAAAAUUUAUUGUUUGCGUCUAGUCUCAUAAAUUCACUUGAAUUUGAUUUGAAAGUUUCUAUUGGUAGUUUACUACCUAUAGCUAGCUUCUAGUUAGGGCAGGGAGCUAUUUGUAGUUAACUACCAAUAGCUUCUUGGGAGCUUUUGAUAGUCCAGCCAAUCAAAUAAAACAAAAAUCUGAGCUUUAAAUACCCGCUUCCAAUGAGGCUGGCGAAGUAUUGCCCUGUUCAUAUAUUACUAGUUUGUACUAGUCACAACACCUCUGCAUUAAUUAUAAAAUCUACAGUACUGUUUAAAGGUUUUAACACUAUCUGCUGUAGCCUUCCCCAUGCUUAGAUUCGGCUAUAUUGCUAUAUAAUUUAUAAUAUAGACCUAAUAUAGAUCUUAGAUAGAUGUAUGAUACUGGGGGGAAGAGGAUCAUAUCUGAAAUUUUUUUACCCAGCUUCUCCUUUGCCAAGGCCAAAAUGAGCAUUAACUUAUAAAGGCAUCUAUAUUUGUAUGUACAAUCAAACAAUUUCAUUGGGUACAUUGUGCAACUAAAACACAAAUUAAUUAAUUUAAUGUCUAGGACUCACUAUUUACUAUUUAUUUUUUAAUGCUAUGCAGAAUCAAUGUUUUGAACUGCACAUAAUUUUGAUGAAAACAUAAGCAGUGAUAUAUAAAUAAAAUAAACUAUAUUCAAAAAAAGAAAAACAAAUGUAUUAUAAAUUAUGUCUUGAAAAUCCGAUUGUAGUAAAUUUAUGAGACUAGAUGAAAACAAUUAAAAAAAUGUGGCACAUGUUUUUUUUUUUGGGAAACGUAAUACAUACUUUAGAGCAAUUUCAGUGUUGUAAUCAAACAUAAAUUGUGACUACCAAUAAUUAUUACACUACAUCAAUCUAUCACCAAUUGGUAGUUUUUUUUUAUAGUAAACUACCAAUAGCCGCUUAGAAGCUACUGGUAAUGGAGUACCAAUAGCUCUCUAGAAGCUAUUGGUAUUUUACUACAAAUAGCUCCUUAGAAGCUAUUGGUAGUAUUAAUUUUUUUUUCAUAUGCACACUUUGUAUGCAGUAAAACUACUAUUAUGGUAAUUAUAGACAUAUUUAUACCUAUUUUUUAAUUUAUAAUUUAAUCAUAAUGAUUUACACACAAAACUUUUACAGGUGGAUUUUAUUUUUACUGCACAUAUUACUUUGGCCAUGGCAAAAAAGAAGUUGGAUAACAUUUUUCCAGACUAUGAUCCCCUUGCCCCCAGUAUCACGCAUCUAUCUAUAUUUGGUCUACUUAUAAAUAAUAAUUAUAUAGCCUAAUCUAACCAUGAGUAAGGCUUCAGCAGACAGUGUUAAAACAGUACGAACUAGUAAUAAAUGAACGGGGCAAUACUUCACCAGCGUCAUUGAAAGCGGGUUUUUAAAGCUCCGAGUUUGGUUUUAUUUGAUUGGCUAGACUACCAAUACCUCUGUAGAAGCUAUUGAUAGUGCUUUACUACCAAUAGCUUCCUAGAAGUAUUGGUAGUAAACUACCUAUAGACACUUUCCAAGUAUAACCCUUUUUCCUUUACGAAAGAGCAGCUCAACCAUCAAAAUAUGUCUUUACUGACUAACUCAAAUUUUAUGAAAUGUGACAUAUAAAAAAAAAAUGACUUGGCCAUACAAAUGAUUUCUAGGUAAGCUCCCUUAUGAUAAUAAAGCCUCUAAAUAAGUUUAAAAUUAUUGUUUUAUUUUUUUAAUGGAAAAUUGUAUAGAAUAAGUAUAAAGUAAUAAAGCCUUAAGUAGAGCCUAAUGCAAUGGCAAUAGUACUUAUUAUUUAUUGAUGCACAUUUCAAAUAAUGGUAAUGAACAGCUAUGUUUGCUUCUGUGGCUUUGGUAAACCAAAUACAUGAGAAAUUGGGAAAACUGUGUUUAGGGAUUGCUUUUGUAAACUGAAAACAUAAGGCUAUGUACCGGAAGCAGCAUUUAUUGUGGACUGCAAACUUGACCAAGUUUUGAAAUGGCAGAGAGAAGCAAAUUCUGUUAUACUUAAUUUUCUUUUUCAUGGUGUAACAUAGUUUGUUUAGUAGUUCAGCACUGUAAAAUUUUGCAAGUUGAAAUUAAGGAUGUUUAAAUAUAUAUAACCAUGGUUAUCGGUUUGAAAUGAUGAUUUUUAGACUUUUUAAAGUAAUUUUGUAAAUUAAAGACUUGAAAAGUAAUAAACAUACAGUUUAAUAUAUUACACAGAUACUCGCUUCACAUGUCUAACCUUACCAAAUGUUUCCAAAAUUAGAUGACUGCCCCACGUUCAUGGAAUUAACUAUAUGUGGCCACAGGCGGGCCACAAUAUGUUUAUUCCAUGAACAUGGAAAGCAAAUGAACAAGAUUUGAAUGGCUGGUUGCUGUUGUUAGCAGUGAAUAAAGAUCACUACCAUUUUCAAUUUCGGGAUGGUUAAAAGAUUUUUUUGAAAAUUUUUAAUGGAUAAGUUAAUUUAUUGAGAUUUAUCUGGAUGAGAAGUAGGAAAUGGUAUUUAAAAAAACAAUAUGUUUUAAAAAAAAAAAUAUGUUUUUUUCCCAAAAGCUCUGAAACUUUAUUGGUUAUAUUUACUGGUUAUUGAUACUGGAAGUCAGCCUACUUUAUAGGUCUAAAUAGUUAUUGGACAGCAACUUUAAGCUUCAAAUAAGAUUGCAUCAAACUAUUCAUCAGAAUACAAAUAGUUCACUGCUUGCACUGUUAAUCAACAUUGAGCAAGAAUUAAGAAGACAGCUUUGUCUUUUAAAAAUCAAUAUUGUCGAGGUAAUAGUUGCUGCUCUCAUGGAUGCUGUCUUUAUUACUUUCAGUUUAAACUUUGCUAUAAAGUGAGAUGGAAAGGCUAUGGACCAGAAGCGGACACCUGGCAACCUUUGGCGGAUUUGGCAAAUGUUCAGGACAUGAUUGAGGAUUUUAAGAAAGAAAAAGCUGAUGAGGCACGUGAAAAAAGAAAGCAGGUAAAAUUAGUGCUGUCACACAGAAAUAUAUACACAUUUGUAUAUAUCAAGCUGUGUUUGGAUGCUUCCCAAGUAGGUGCUGUGCUGGUAUCAAUCAAAAAUGCAUUUUUUAUAUUGUAACUUGCAUUUUUUUUAAAAAUGCCUCUCUGCAGUUUCUAAAUAGUUGAGAAUAGAAAUGCACAAAGCUUUAUUUGUGUGAACGUGCUGUAGCUUGAUUUAAUAUCAUGAAAUAUAUGCUAUUGUACACAAUUGUUUUUCUUAAUUACUUUUCUGUUUCACUACGCAAUGUGUGAUGACUAGCUUUAAGUAAUAGUUUUAUAUUUGAGUGGGAAUGAUCAUUUCAUUCAAUUUUUGAAUGCACAUUUAGAAUUAGCACUAAUACAUGUUCUCAUAUUGCUAUUGCAAGAUUUGUUUUUGCUUUUGCACCUAGUACAAGGUGUCAUAAGAAUAUGCAUGAAUUAACCUGACAUGGUCAUUAACGAUGAUAAAGCUAUAUAGGAAUAACUGUAAUAAGACUAAACAUGAAUGUACUUAGCAUGGUAAUUAGUGGUAAUAAGAUAAAACAUGAAUUUACUUAACAUUGUCAUAUACUGUAUGAGACAAAUUUAUGGACAAAUGAAGAUGAUGACUAAAUAUGAUAAAUAGCUUGCUUGAUUUUUUUCAACAUGAUGUAUCAUUCAUUUCUUUCACAUUUAACCAGAAACCACCUAAAGACACAGCUUCCAAACCAAGUAGCAGACUGGUUAGUAGCAAAGCUGAAACACCUGCUUCAGCAACCUCAUCAGACAUGGAUGACGAUGGUCAACAGUAUGAUCCAGAAUAUGGUACAGUCAAGGAUAAAUUCUGGAAAGAUCUAGAAUUAGGUCGCGUUGACCACUACUCUGACUUAUUUUCUGGGGACAUGUAUUCCAAAAUUAAAGGGUGUCAGCGGACAGCUCAUGCGGAAGCCGUAGCUAACAUACAUAAACAUCAGCAAUUACACUGCAAAAUUGCAGUUACGUCACCAUCCCCAUUCCCUAAGCUAGUAACAUCUAAAGCUUUAACUUCCCCAAGACGUCGAAGGUAUGCCUCGCCAUCUUCACCAGCCUCUGUAAAAUCAGCACCAUCUUCUGUUAAUGCUAAGCCACAGAGUCUUUCUCUUAGCGGCCGUGGUCGAAAGCGAUCAUGUGACCCGUUUAGUGCAAAGGGCUACAAGUCAAAACGCACUCGUAGGUCUAAAGAGUCCAAAACAAGGCAUGCUUCAACCGAAGGUAAACGGUCAAGUGUAAGUUCUGUGACAUCAGAAACAAUGGGAAUAGUGACUACAACAAACUCUGUGCUGACACCACCUGUGCUGGCCAGUGAUAAGACAGUGAUGCAUUUUUCUACCGCUGGAAUGAACACAAGUUCCUACUCUCCUAAAAUUGUAUUGCCGAAAAAUUGUAAGUACACUGGAAAUAUAUAUAUAUUUUUUUAUUUAUUUAAACUUAUGGCUCAUUUGAGUAUAAUGGGCACCUCUUCAGAAAAGUAUAUAGUCUAAUUAUGAUUAAAUAUUUUUAUCAAAAGUUAUAACUAGACUUUUCAGGAAUUUUAUUUCAGACUUACGUCAGAUUUACGAGUUACAUUAUUAUAAACAUUUGAAUACUUGAAUAAAGGUAGAUGCAAAUUAAUUUUUUGGUUAUUGGGGUCCUUGUGUUGUUAAAGUUAUGAAUGCUGAUUUAGCCACCAAUAAACCCACCUGCUUCUUAAGGUCUUAAUUAAUGUUAAAGGCUGUAGGUAUCUAAAGGUCUGUCUAUUGUAUGGUAUUCGGUUGUAUAAUUCUCAAAACAAAAAAAACAAAGAUUCAUUGCCAAAGUUGUGUUCUAAUCCAACUCACAUAGCCACACACACACACCCCUUCCCAAUCCAAUAUUCCUUCUUUUACAAUAAAAAGCUUUUUGAAUGCAGCAUUAGAAUUUAGAGGUUCUAGGCACAUUAAUUUUUGCAGUUAAAUAUUUAAACAAAGUUCUUCUUUUAAAUUUGAUACAAAGCUUCCCUAUUUGCAGAUUUAGUUUUGCACUGUGUAAUGUUUUUUAGAAAUGGUGUUUUUAUUGCCAAGCAGCACUUCAAAUUAAAAACAAAAAUACGCCUGCGCAGUACAUUUGGACUAACAUUCUGGUCUUUGCUGUGUCGUUUUCCAUAUCAUGUGUUUGCAGUCUGUACAACAACAAAUUUAAUACAUUGCACAAAUAAAGAAGGCAGUUAAAUAUAAACAAUAAACUUGUUUUGAAAACUGUUAUGUUUUCUAUGUUUUUAUUUCCAACAAUAAACAUUAACAUAAAUACAUAUAAAUACAAGUUCUCAAUAAUGUUGACUUUCUGCUUGUGUCCAGAACACACUGUUCAAUAGUACGCUCUCUCUGACUACAGUCUCUCUGCGCAUGCGCGCUGUUUGCCCUAGUUGGCUAUCAGGAUGGUCCAGUCGGCUAAUCCACUAUAACAAAAACUAAAAUUAUAUUUUAAAUGUUUAAAAUUAAUCAGAUUAUAUCAAGAAUGAGAAAAAUUCCAUGCCCUCAGUCAGACAUAGGAAAAUACUACUUAAUGGUUGUGGCCUAAUUGUAACAUGUUUAAUGUGAUAUUCUUAUUAUUCACCGUUUAUGAAUUCACCAUAAUGAUAUCAAGAUUUGAACGCUUUUUACAAAAGAAGCUGAAAUAUCCAACAAUAAGUGCUUUAAUGAUGGUAAAUGCUUUUUCUAAAAUCAAAACAAAGACCUCAAACAAUAAAAUAUUUUCUAAGAUGACACAACCCGACCAGAUUGUGCUUCAGAUGAUGAUGAUGAGAUGAGUGAUGUUUUCUCAAACUCUGAAGAAGGCAGUGGAAGAAUGACUGUAUCAUCAGAAACUAUGUUGACUGUCACAACAGAGACGAAACUGUUGAACAUUGAUCAACAACUUCUUUCUGAUGAAGUCUUUAAUUUGAAGACAGGUAAGGCUUAUGUUGUUGAGGUGUCCUCAUUGUCGGGGUAAUGUUGGUUGCUUCUUUUGCUUUGUAUGUACAAGUUGUUGUGAUAAUUAUGUCCUCUUAAGGAUAACUUUGAGAGGUAGAAUGCUUUUCCCUCUUCAUUUACAACCAAUUAACAUUUUUUAUGUGUACAGGACUAUGACUAAAGGUUACGUUCCAUUCUGACGUAAAUUAUACAAAAAUAAUAAUAAUAAUAAAGUUCAUUUCAAAAACACCCUUCAUCCCCAAAGGCUCGAAGCGCGGUACAAAGUAAUUUAAUUUACCACAUUUAAAACAAACGUAACACUACAAAAACUAAUUACAAGCUUACCAAGUCAAAAUCUUUCUACCCAUUUCAACCCUAAGCAACACAGCCAAUAUGCAUUAAAUGGAAGAUAUGGUAGACAAUCAUCCCAGAAGGUGUUUGCGAAAUAGAUUUGUCUUUAAAUCGGUUUUAAAGGAAAAUAGUUUCAAUUUGCAUCCAUUUACAUGGUUUACAUGACUAUAAUAAAAAAAAUAACAUUUAUAAAUAUAUAUUUAGCAUAGUAGUAAAAUAAUACAUUUUGGAGUUGUAACUGACAUAACAUGAAAAAGAACAAUAUUUGAGUUAGCAUCUUUUUUGUUGGUUUCCUCAAAAUCUGCUUUAAUUGAAAUAUAUGUUUUGAAAUAAUUAUCUACAGUGUUUAUUUUCUAAGUAAAACAAUUAAAAAAACAACUACUUAGAAAGCACAUUUUAAAAAAAUACAAAGUAAUGUAAUUGACAUGGUAUGAUUUUGUAACAGACAUAUGGAGUCUGAAGGCAAGCAAUUAAAAAAAAAUUGAACAAUAAUGUCAAUUCUUUUACAGAAUUACAAAUACUUAACUGUAUCAGUUAUAAUGUACUAAAAUAAAGAUUUGCCCAUCAUGUGACAUUGACCAUGAAAAUUGUCUGUUGAUAUUUAUUAAAUGUAAACAAAAUAAAAUUCAACAAAAUGUCUAUUAAAAUAAACUGACAUCAUGUACUUAAUUCAAGAUGGCCACCUGGUCAUGUGUCACAGAAAACAAACAUACUAAAAAUGACCCCAUACCAAGAUACAUGAAAUAAAUGUAUAUAGCACCAAAUUGUAUGCAAUGUUUUGGGAUGUUUUGUAUACUUUUACAUGGAAAUUACCAAAAUCAAAGUAAUUUUUUUGUUCUCUGCCUUGGGGGUUUAAUUACAUUGAAAUACAUUAUUAAAUAAGUGAAUUUCAUCUCACAAAUUUUUCAACUCACCUGCAUAUAUGUGCUAUCAUUACCAUAACGAUGGUCAUAUUGUUGCUUUGUGUUUUCUUUAUGAACUCGCUAGACACGGUAACAGUAAUAUCAGCAUAGUUGCCCUAUUGACAAUUUUAGUCAAUCAUUGCUUUUAUUUGCUUCAGUGCUGUAUUGUAUAAUUUUGUGAUAUAAUUAUUAUUUCCUUUAGCUAAACCAGUAUAAAAACGGAGAAAACAAGUUGUUUAAAAAUGAGAAUGCAUUCUCAACUGUUCCACAUAGCAACAUUAGAUUUGGACAUACUUAAUAGGAUCUGAGAAGGCCUUAGAAAUCUAUUUUUAAAACGCACAAAACAGCUGUAAGAUUUUUAAAGCCCCUGUUUGGUCCUUACCCCCAUUUCUGUCUGUGUUAGUUAUCACACUAUAAAUUAUAAUAAUAUGUUAACAGGAAAUAGCUUUAAUUGAUGUUGAUUCUUCUAAGUUAUGUGGUAGGUUUUGUAAAUGAUGUCAUCAUUUGUUGAUUCUUAUUUCAAUAAAUUUGAUUUUUAUUUGGAACUGGCUUUUAGUUUGAACCAAGUUAAAUAACACCAGUAACUUUAUUUUUACCAGUGACAGACUGAUAAUAUGAUCGGCCCAUCCACCCAAAUAUUAAUUGAUAUCUAUUGCAGAUACACGUCUGCAAAACAAAGUGACUCAGAUUGCAAUAUAAACAUCAGUCAUCUACUUUUGGAAGUUACCUUUUUUUUUUACGUCAGCUUAGCUCAAUCCCACUAGAUAUGCAGUGCGAGUAGUUAUUAAGAUUUUGAGAUGAUACUGUACAAUUUUAGGAGUACCCAUACAGCAGCAUUAUAUUUUGACAAAUUUUAAAAGUGCUAGUAAGCAGUAUUUGAAAUCUAUAUUUAGAAGUCUUAAGCAGCUGUACAUUGUUAAUACAGCAGUUUUGUUCCAUCACUUCUCUUCCCUUCUCCCAAUUCAGCUUGCGGUCAUUAUUAGACAAUAUGUUAAAGUAAAAUACAAUCAGCAGGGAUGGGCAAUCCACCGCCCGCCAUGUUAAAUUUUGAGGCCCACGGAUGAAGCACAAACUUAUUUCUUCAUUCCAUUAGCGAUUAUUUUCAUUUUUGGCAUAAAUGUACAUAUGAAAUAUAUAUAUACAUAAUUUUUUGUGAGGGACAUGCCAUUUUGGUGUACCCUCCCUAUUCAGACUGAUUUUUUAAAAUAUAUUGAAAUAAGUAAUAAAUAUAAAAGAAUUUUACUAUUUAGUAACUACUAAAAUAAAACAGAUUUAAAUAAACACAGCUAUGAUUAAGUGGAGAAUGAUACAAAAUUAUAUUCAGGUCUACGCAAAAUACAUCCAUUAUUUUGAAUUUAUUAAAAAAAUGUCAGGGAAGAUCUUGGCUAUGGUGGGUUCUGCGGAUGUCCUCAAUUUCCGCACCCCCAUCUUCGUCUAUCUAAGUGACAAAAGACAGGAACCUUUUUUUGUUGCAAUAAUGCACUGUAUGUACAUUAUAAUUUAAUAAACUUAAGUCAUUUACUUUGAGAAGUGACCUUUAUUAGACAUGCUAUGGAAAUAGUUAUUAUGUGGAUUAUACUGUAUGUUUAUUUACUAUUACAAUAAGGUAUUGUAUGAUUUUCAUAUGAUAAAGUACUAUUCUGAGUCUAUGUUGUAAUGUUUUUAGGAGAUCCAUUGUAACCAGGUGUGCUAUUAGUUUCAUGAUACUGUUCGUACAAGUUGUAGGUGAUUGCUAUUUAAAUUUAGUUUCAUGGUACCAUUUUAAAAAAAAAAAUUUUUAGGAAGUUUUAAAAACACAUUUUUUUUUUGAAGUUUUAAAAAUUUGCCAUUGAAUUUCCUUUCCUUCCUGUCUCUGUGGUUACUUUUUAUCAGAUAUCUUAAGCCUAUCACAAUUUAGCAGAUGCAUUUUGUUUUUUCCAGGUGUUAAUGGAGGGGCCAGUGGUAGUGAUACAAUGUCAGAGACAGCUUUUGAAGCAGGUGGGGCAACAUCUAGUGGGAAUAUGCCAGGUUCCUCCAUUAACUUGGAGCAGAGCCCCAGGCGGUCAACAUUAGACACCCAGUCUGAGGCUAGCGGUGCCGUUGAACGUAAUCAUGAUGAAGAGUGCUUAUGGGGCGGGGCAUGUAAUCGGUCAGACUGUAGAGCCAAUCGAAGAAGAAAUAUGAAAAACGGCAAGGACCAAAGAAAAGAAGAACAGGGUCACCAUGAUAAGGAAGACCCUGAGGAAUAUCCAGAGAGUCCGACGGGUCAUUCUGGAGAAACUGCACAUGCAGAGAACCAGAGUGGCGACACUUGUAACAGCCCAGAGGAUAAGGGAGGCUCAAGAUUAGACAAGAGCUGCUUAAGUCCUGCUAAAAAAGAAGAUGCCAAGUCCCCACACUCAAGAAGUCCAGUGGUCAAGCAUAGCACUUCUGCAAUGGCGCCAACGUCUUCUGGGUCUAAAGUUAGCAUCAGCAGCCGAGGGUUGGCCUCAAGGUUUCAGCCCACUGGUUCCAGUUCUCUCAACUCUUCACCUUUACCAGUUAAAAAAUCUACCUGUCCACCUUCGCAAACAUACAGUUCAGACUCUAGUUUUGAAGAGUCUCUUACACUGGCUGGCAACUCACCACUGAGCAGAGAAGCUGUGAAAAACUCUUUUGGUCGCAUGGAUGCCCUAGCCCAUCGCAUGCACAUGGACACAUUAGCAAGCUCCUCUGGCAGAACAUCGACUGCUGCAACCGCAGCGCACGAGGUGAACACAACGAUGACCAGUUAUGGGGGUAGAAAGAACGUUGACAUUGCAGAGAGACCAGGCUUAUUUAGUGAUAGUAACAGCGCUUUCCACUUCGCCAGACAAGACUCAGGGUUUUCAGGUGGGUCUUCCACCCCAGGUGAUCAUCACAUUCAGUUUCCACUGGCUUCCCCUUCAGGCAGCAUUAAUCUCAGUUCUCCAGGGAAAGAGAACUUUGGUAGCGCCACCUCUGAUGCCACAGUCUCCCUGUCUAGUACUCGGGAUAGAUUGCAUCACAUGGAGGUAGACCUACCCGACGCCCGUCAUGAAACAACGACAGCCGCUACCGUUCAGUCCACGCACAGUCAGUCCAGGGCAUUUGGUGAGGCACAAGAAACUUGGUCCAGAAAAAGGGCCAGUGAUGUUCCCCAACCUUUAGAGAAAAUACCAUCUCCGAACUCCAGGAGGGGUGAGUGACACAUUGGUAUAAACAUUUGUUUAUGUUUUAUCAAAUUUUUCUUUCAAAACAGACAAAAUGAGAUGUGAAGGAAUGAAUUGUGAUAAAGAGGCUCAUUAAAAUCUUAAACAGUCAAUGGCCUUACUAAUUUUUAACCUCUGUAGUCAAUUUCAUUGUAAGGAUUAACACAAUUCAUUAAGUAAUUAUAAUUAUAGCUAUAUGUGUUGUUGCCACAUUUCAACUUACUUUUAUUCACCAUUCUUUAUCUCUGAAAUCAUUGUCAUUCUUAUCUCUAUUUUUUUUUUUUACAGCUAAGUCUCAUUUAAAACAUUUGUUUUAUUACUUUAAAAAAAAAACAACUAUUAUGUUCUGUCUUAUAUAAUAAUUUAUGAGUUGUUUUUUUUUUUUAGAUUCAGAUUUUGACAGGAGAAUCGGGACACUAACAUUUUUUUUUUUUUUUUUAAUGGUAAGUCUAAUUUAAAACAUUUUUUUUAUUAUUUUAAAAAAAAAACAAUUAUUAUGUUCUGUCUUAUAUAAUAAUUUAUGAGUUGUUUUUUUUUUUUAGAUUCAGAUCUUGACAGGAGAAUCGGGACACUAACCUGUGAUGAACUAGAUGACUUUGUAGAACAGGUGAUUUUGUAAAAUAGUAUUUAUAGCUAGAAAAAGAAUAUCAGAAUGACUUUGAAUAGUUUUCUUAAAAAAACUUUUCUUUUUCUGUCUAACUCCCCCCUCAAACAUAUUUAUUUCUUCGUUGCUCAUUGUGUUGCCAUGAAAAUAUCUUUGACUUAAUGCCACAUAAUUUACUGUUUUCUUAAAAGCUUUAUUUGAAGGAUUAAAAGUUCUGGAUACGAUUCUUUUAGAUGGUUCAUGCUUUAGAUAAAAUUUAAAAAUGAUAUUUUAUUGGUUGCAGGGAGAUGAAAGACUGGGUUCUAAAGAUGUGGGGUUUGUUACGAAUGGUAAGUCAAUGAAAAAAAUUGAGUGAUUGCUUCAUUCUAUCUGAGAUAUUUCAAUACUCUAAUGAAAAGAAGGCAUAGAUUAAAUCUUUUUAUAUUUCUCUGUCAUUUAAAAUGGCUAAUAUGAAGAACAAAAUGGAUUUUUUUUUACAUAAUUCUCAAACUUUUAGGUAAAUCCUUGGUUGCAUGUGUUUUUUGUAACCAUAAAAUGAUGUUAACAUAAUAUGUGCUGAUGGUACAGAAUUAAUUAAAUAUUUAAAAACUUUGUCUUUCUAGCUGACCUUUUACAAGCCGUGAAUUUAAGCAAAGCUGAAGUAGUGAAACGAGCUGUGAGACAGUCCGGCUCCACUGAUCGCAGGCUUGACUUUGAACAGCCAGACAAUACUGGUCUAACCUUGCUGAUGAGGGCUGUUCAGAAAGGUACUGAGAGCUUGUGCCCAAAAAACAUUCAAAAUAUUGUUUUUGUUUUUAUUUGUUACGUCUUUUUCUGAGAAAGGUGUAAUUUUAAGCUUUUCAGGGGCAGAAUAGCUACAUGUAAAGAUAUGAAAAUAAAUGUGAAAUUAAAAUUGCCUCUGUUCAGAUUAUUCCUCAGUAUAUGUGACAAUUUUUUGGGGAUUUCCAUAGGCACAGUUGCUAUAGUGGAGAUGUUGCUCGAAUAUGGGGUUAAUGUUAAUGCUCAGCAGACAAAUGGCACAACAGCAUUGAUGAUGGCAGCAGAGCAGGUAAAAUAAUGUGUCCUAAUUUCUUAUGAUGUUUUUCAUUUGUAAUAAUGAUUCAAAUUAUUAUUUGUUUCCUUUUAAAAAAAAUUGACUGGUAAGCUUGUAAAGAAUAUUCAUUACAUUUUAAAUUAUUCCCUUUUUUUAAUUAGGUAUAUCAUUAUAUACAUUUUUUAAAAAAUUUUGUGUGUGCAGAAUGGUGUUUGUCUUCUUGCUUUACUGCUGAAACAUGGCGCAAACAGCAGUCUCUUCACCGUACAUUCAGAUCAAGCUGAGACAGCAUUAAUGAAGGUAAUUUCAACAAUAUUAUUGCAUGCAUGCCUAGUAUAUUUUUUAAUUUGCAUUUAGCCUUUAAAUAGAAUCAUUCUAUGUGUUCUGCUAAAAGGGACCUUAAUAAUGGAUUCUAGUGAAGUCUUGGAGUGUCUCUAUUGUACAUUACAGGCCAUCAAGCGUCAACAUCGGGAAGUGGUGAAUCUAAUGUUGCGUGUUGGUGUAAACAUUGCAGCACCUACAUGUACCAGCAUAUCAGCGCUGGAGCUGGCAAUAGAACGGAGGAAUCCACAAAUUGAGGGUAUUGUUAGAUCUCAUUACCAAAGGUAAGAUUGAGAUUACUGUUUUUAAGUAUAUUUUCAAGCAUCUGGUGUGAACAGCUCUUUAAUUAUUUUUAUGCUUCUUUCUGGUAAAAAUAAUCACUCUUGUGAAUAUCUUCCACUUAUUUUGUAAUUGAAUGGCAUCUGCAAGUAUUUUUUGAUAUUAUAAACCUAACAAAUCAUAGUGUCCUGCUACAAUCACUUUUUUUAUAACAUUACUUUAUUGAUUUUGACACAAUUUGUGUGUUCAGGUUAGAGCAAGCCUUCCGUGGUAGAGUGUUGGCCACAUUGGAAGAAACGGCAGAGCUGAUGGAUCCUUUAUUCCCCCUGCAAUGUUUUCCUUUAAGGGAAUCACAGGAAUUUGUUGUUAAGUUUAACAGCAAUAUCCAUCCGGUGGCUCAAGGUAAUGCUGGCUGUUUUUUUUUCAAAUAGAUUGAAAUGAGCAAUCCCUGAAUUAAAUUGAUUGAUUGGUAUGUCGAAGGCAUCAUGGCUAGACAUUGUGAAAAUGGGUGUGAAAUAUUCUGAUGUGUUCCAAAACCUUAAAUGCGCCUAGCUAAAAGAAAAAAGCUUACUUUCACCUUUCUCAAUUCCUUUAAUUUUCUCAUAAUAAGUUAAUCACCUUACUUUGUUUACUUUUUUUUUAUUACCAAUAGCAGAUUUUUAUAAAUAAUUCCAUAUACAAAUGACAUUAAAAUAGUUUUUUUUAAAUUAACAACAACAAAAAAUGAUGUUAAAUUUACUGUAUAUUUAUUUCAGUGUGCUGUAUAAGCACAAUAAAAGAUAUAGAUGAGUCAUGCAUUGAAAAAAAAAAUAGUUUAAAUUUAACUGAUCAAAAUUUAAUUCAUGUUUAAAAAAUCAAGCACUUUUAAAUAAAACUUAAAACCUUGAUGUACUCAUUGGAAUAAAAAGUGUAUCUUUGGAGUAUUAAAAGCGUAUUGAAACACUUUGCAUGUUUCAUAAUUUAAAUGAUCACUGUGACCUGUUCCAUGAUUUACAAUUUUUAAACUUGUUCUUUGUCAUUUAAAAUCAUUCACCUUGCACUCAGUGCCAUUUAGAGUGUCAUGAAAUUUUUACUGUUUUUUAAAAUCCUCUUGAAAAGAAUAGAACUGACUUAACAUGUUUAAUCUGAAUAUUUCAAAUUCACUGUCUGUAAUUAUUGUCUGUAAUUUUAUUGUCACUUACAGGAGAGGGAUUUCUUCUGUUUAUUGCCCAUACAAAAAUCAAUGACAAAGGCGUGCGAUGUCGAUUCCAUGGGGGCUGUCCUAUUAGGUCUGUGACAUUAAAUGGAGUGGUACAGUCUCCCUUAACAAAGGUAAGAUUUCACACAGUGAUACUUUUCACUCAUUAAAAAAACAUAAAAUUUUAUGUUUCUUUGUUGUGUACGUGAGCUUUAAAGUUAAAUUUUUGUAACCACUCAUUUUAUAUCAAUCUAUGUUAAGGGAAUUGAAUGUCUUUCUCAUUUUAAUGGCAUAUAAAUUAUUUUUUUUUUGUUGUGAGUUCCAUGUUUUUGUUUUUUUUAAUUAAAAAAAAAAAUAUCUAUAGAUCUAAAUUUUUAAAAAAACAUCUUAAAAAUUACAUGAUUGAACAAUUUUGAAUAUGUUCACACAAAAAAAUUUUCCGUUAAGGGCAACCACAAUUAUUUAAAUUGUUUUUAAAAAAAACAUAUAAUUACACUUUUUACCUGUAGUGCAAGUUUGAUUUCUUACUUGAAUUAUUUAGGAGGUGAACUUUGUGACCUCUUGCCAUCCCAUAAUCCCGGGCUGCAACACAUUGGCCAUCCACAAACUUGAGGACUACACUUCUAAAGUAAGUCAAUUUAUGAAGUAUGGUAGAGUUAGGAACUAA